CCUGGUUCAGGUUAUCACUUCCUGGUAGUCAGAUCUUCGAGCGAGUCGGCUGCUCCUUGAGCAAAUAUGUCUCACCAGACCGGUAUCCAGGCUAGUGACGAAGUCAGAGAUACUUUUGCUCAAGCCAGAAAUGGAAAGUACCGGAUGCUGAAACUGGAUAUUGAAGAUGAGCAACUGACUGUCAGCAAUCGUGCAAAGCAUGCGGGUUCCUGGGAGCAAGACUAUGACUCAUUCAUUCUACCUUUACUGGAAGACAAGCAGCCAUGCUAUAUUUUGUAUCGAUUAGAUUCCCAGAAUGCACAGGGCUGUGAAUGGAUCUUCAUAGCUUGGUCUCCUGACUACUCUCAUGUACGUCAAAAGAUGUUGUAUGCUGCAACAAGAGCAACUGUAAAAAAAGAAUUUGGAGGAGGACAUAUAAAAGAGGAACUUUUUGGAACCACUAAGGAUGAUGUUUCACUGACAGGAUACAAAAAGUACUUGGCUUGCCAGUCAUCCCCUGCUCCUCUUACAACAGCUGAGGAAGAGCUGAGGCAAAUAAAGAUUAGCGAGACCCAAACAGAUAUCGGUGUAGAUACAAAACAUCAGACACUACAGGGAAUAACGUUCCCGUUGGAUAAAGCUGCAUUGCAGGCUAUGGAACAGUUGAAACAUAUGAAGUUGAAUUAUGUACAGUUGAAAAUAGAUAUAAAGGAUGAAACCAUUGUUUUGGCGGACACAACAUGCACGGAAGUGAAGGAUCUACCGAAAAGGAUUCCAAAAGAUGUUGCUCGCUACCACUUCUUCCUUUAUAAGCACUCACAUGAAGGAGAUUAUUUGAACUCUAUAGUGUUUAUUUAUUCAAUGCCUGGAUACACAUGCAGUAUAAGGGAACGGAUGCUUUAUUCCAGCUGCAAGAACCCUCUACUAAAUAUUAUUGAGAAUCAACUCAAUAUGGAAGUAGUAAAAAAGAUCGAAAUCGAUAAUGGAGACGAGCUGACUUCAGAAUUUCUGUAUGAUGAAGUACACCCAAAGCAGCAUGCACAUAAACAGCAGUUUGCUAAACCAAAGGGUCCAAAUGGGAAAAGAGGCAUCCGGCGACUAAUCAGAGGACCAGCAGAAGCUGAAACGGCUAAUGAUUAGAGCCCCACACCACACAUCAUGCUGAGAAUACAAACUGUAAUCAUUCCAUGCCUGUGUUCUUGAAUGGAGAAAAAAAAUAUCAAAAGAUUCUAUCAAUUUAACAUUCCUGUUAGAUACUAGUUUUGCCACUUAUGCACCCACUAGUAGUCGGAUGGGUGUAGCUAAGUAUCAAAUAUUGCAACUAUUAUUCUGCAACAAAUUGUACAUAGAAGCAGUAGAUUGUGAUGACAUAGCUUUUUAAUUACCACAUAGAUAAUUAAAAUCCAUACCUCUAUAAACUGGGUGCAAUACAUCUAGGGUUAGGCCAAGCAAUAUUAAAUAUAACAGAGAUACGCAAAUAAAAUAAGUAAGAGAAAACAUUUGGAAAUACUUUAGGGGUUAUGAGAAACAUUUGUUUUUACGAACACCUGUGUCUUAGCAUAUUCUAUAAGUUAUUUUGGCCACUUUCUGCAAAUGCGUUUUACGUGUUUUUUGUUGUUGUUUUUUUUGUAACUCCCCAGUAGUCCAGAAAGGCUAUGAAAUAAUAUUUGUCAGAAGGAAGAAAAACUUAGAAAUACAGUAAUUGUACUUUUAUACAAAAUGCUGAGUUAAGGAAGGGGUAUUUUCAUAUAAUGGUUAUGUCACAUUAGGCAUUGCAAAUGAGUAUUGCUCUAGAGCAGUGAUUUUUAACCUUUUUUUUGCCGUGGCACACUUUUUUACAUUAAAAAAUCCUGUGGCACACCACCAUCCCAAAAUUAAAAAAAAUCACACAUUGUAGCCUAAUACAGCAUAUAUAUAUAUACACAUACACACAAAUACACACAUACUGUAUGUAUUGUGCUGUUAUGCCAUGCCUCCUACAAACUACCCCUGCACUGGGAGUAAAAAACAAGCAAAGUUUAAAAAAUAUGUCUGCCGUGGCACACCUGAGGAUCUCUCACGGCACACUAGUGUGCCAUGGCACACUGGUUGAAAAACACUGCUCUAGAGCAGAGGUGCGGAAAUCUAGAUGCAUCCUUAGAUUUAGUAUUAGCACUUCUGGAAAAGACACCACACAAGUUGUUUUCAAGAUUCAUUGUCUGGAUGAAAUAAGUGGACAAUGUAAUUUUUUUUUUUGGAUUUUAUGUGUAGUUUUGUAGUCCUGUCUAAUUCUUUUAAACUUUGUAGCAGAAAUAAUUUUACAACAAACUACCACAAAGUGUCUGUAUAAGUGGCAUUGAAGUAAUUUUAUAAGAAGUAUUUCUAAGCACGUGAACCUACACAAAUAUUGAGAGGAUCAUUGAUUUGAUUGACUUUUAAUUACUUUUAAAAAAUGCUGGGAAUUUCCAAUAUACAGUUGUCUGGUCUGUGAUUCAUGGUUUUGAAAGAUUUUUGGAAAGGGAUUUGUGUGUUCUAUAACCGUAACGUUUGAUGCCUUGGUUACACACCAUAUUAGGUUGUAUAAGAUUUGCUGUGUCUAUGCAUAAUUGUGUAAAUUGAACUGUGUAGUUCAGUUAAUGGACAUAAAAUAACAGGCAGCGAUUUUCAUUACUUUCUGGCAGAUAAGCAAUAUCUGAAAUGAAAUAAUUUACAGCAUUUACUUGUGGAUAAACAAUGUCACUACAUAGGAAUCAUAAAAUUAGCAUUUUACACUACUUAAUAUAUUUGUGCAUAAUCUGCUAACUAGAAUUAACCCUUGGAUGCCAGGGAAGGAAUAUCUCAUGUGUUGCCCAUGUUGGCAACCAAUUGAUAAAAAAUAUAAAAUGUAAUAUAAUGUUAGGCUGCCUGGUGCAGCUGGGUGAAAUGUCAGCAUUCAAUGCGAGUCAGUAUCUGCCUCUCUGCUGCUAAGCAAAAGGCAUAAAAAAUGAAAGAAUAAUUUUGUUGCUUAGAACAUUAUUAUCAACUAUAUCUAAUCUGAUUUAAUCAUUUUGAAAUGGAGAGUCUCUAAAUACAAUUACUCUUUUGAGGCCAGUUGUAAGUCCAAUAUUAUAUAUGACAUGUAAGGCUCUUGUUACAGAAAUUACUUGAACUGUGUGAAAACUUUAGGGGACACAAGUUAUGUGUGAACUUGAAUAGGUAUUGUCAUUUGAUUGUCAUGCAUGAAAUAGCUGCAUUAACCAUUGUGUACUAUUUUUUUUUUACUGUAGCUAUCAACAAUUAAAAUGGCAAAAUAUUUGCAUUCAAAAAAAAGUUUUAUAAGCAUGUAAAAUAGUUUGCUAGCAAAAUUUACAGUUUUGCUCUCAGGGCAGUUAUGGGGUUGUGACCCUUCAGUAUGUUUUGAGCAAACAGCCAGAACAACAAGUUUUUUUUCUACUUGGUUGUAAUCACGUAUUGAAUGAUUAAGUUGUUAAAGGGAUAGUCUAGUCAAAAUUAAACUUUCAUGAUUCAGAUAGAGCAUGCAAUUUUCUAAUUUAUGUUGAAAUAUUUUUAUUAGAGUUUUCAAUGAGAUAGCAUUACAAACAAAUUGAAGAAAGUCAACAUACAUAAUAAAAUGUUAUCACUUCUGUGAAAUGGCAAGAGUAAAUACUACCAUACUAAAAAUAUUUUUUUGUUGCUAGAUCUUAAAUAUAUAUCUUUAAAUCGGGGAAUCUUUCCCCAAGAGACAGAAGAAGGUGAAAAACUCUUGCAAAAAAGGAUUCUUUAAAUUCAAAGAGUCUAAAGGACAAGAAAUAGAAGAUAAAGUAGUAGGUAAAAGGUAGAAAUGUAAAGUGGCAGAGGUGAAUCAAGCAUAAAGAAAAAAGAGAGAGGGGUGGUCACUUGUGUUCUCCGUCCAAGUGAGAGAGGUUUCUGGUGUUGUCGUCUUAUGCUUUGUCUAUUUAGCAUCCUUUGUUUAUCUUACCAGAUUAUCCAUUCCUCCAUAUUUCUAUAUAUUCAGAUCUUUGAUCUAAUAUUGUGGAAGCAAUAAAAGCAAUCUGGUGGUAAUAUUUAAUUUUGUUUAUAAUUAUAUCAAAAUGUGGUAGUGAUGUUCCAGAAUUUUUCUAUAGUUGUUUUGACUGCUGUACAAACUAUACCCACUAAUGUAAUCAAUUUUCUGGAGAGGCCUUCUAUUGGAAAGUGCAAUAGGGCUUGCUCCAUACUCAAAUCUGCGUGACUGUCAAAGACUUAUUAGUCUGGGUCCACAGUUUUUUAACCUCUGAGCAAGUCCACCACAUAUGGACAUAAGUCCCUGUUUCUUUACAACCUCAGUAACACGUUUGUUGUGUCGUAUUAGCAAUUUUCUAAUUUACCAAGAAAACAAAGAUAAAAUGAUAAUAGGACUUAAUUAGAAAGUUGUUUAAAAUUGCAUGCUCUAUCUGAAUCAUGAAAGUUUAAUUUUGACUAGACUAUCCUUUUAAGUGAAUGUGUAUUCCUGAAAGGUUGAGCUUUAAUGGGAAUUAUGGAUAUUACACUAGAAGUGACAGUGGUGGAGACAUGGACAUAAAAGCAAAGUUUUAAUAAACACAUUUUAUUUGAUGUUGUUUUUUUAUUUCCUUUUACCAUCAUAAAGAGAAACCUCCCCAGACAGCAAAAUGAUCACACUACCUCUCUCUUUACACUAUACAAACUCUUAUCUACAUAUGCAGCUCAGGUAGAUCACCUAGAUAAAGAGAACUUACAUUUUCCAGCCAGUUACUCUGUCAACUCCAGGCUGUGUUGGAAGGGGUUGUGGAAAGGGAAGAUUUAGAGACAAAUGGCAAUAAAACAUGGUGGUAUAUAAAUUAAAUUGUAUUGUUACUAGGUGAGAAAACACUAGCAAUAGAAUCAUUGUUGACAGAUAAUGUUUAGCUGUGCAGCUUUGGUAAGUAGUAAUGUGAAGUUUUAAAAUGUAAUUCAAAUGUAAAACAAUUAGAGGAGUCAGUUUUGUGACUUGCAGUCCAAUCAGAUACAUUUUCUAAUGACAUGAAAGUGAGUUGUUGUUUGUGAUUUUGGAAUGCUGUGGCAUUAUACUUUUUUUAGCUAAGCACAUUUCUGAACCUGUUAAAGCUAUGCAUCUUUUAACCCUUGCAGCUGACUUUGAAGAUUGCCAUUACUAGUUUUCCAAUUGAUAUGUUGGCUCUCGAGUAUAAGUUAAUUCAAUAAAUAUAAAAAGCCAUAUAAUGCGUUUUAGUUCAUGAUGUAUUUGUCUAGUGUUUUAGAAAAACAAGAUACAUAUUUAGUGCAUUGAAGUAACCAAGAAUUAAGCUUCCCAAUCUAAACUUGGAAGUGUUAACUAUUAUUUAGCACAAUGAUUAUAUCAUAUUUGAUAACAAAAAAGCUUGAGAGCCGUCUUAUUGGUUUUUCUCAAGCUUCAGAAUAUCCCACAUUACUGAUGUGCUUGCUUUAAUGUCUUUAGAUCAGUAGCUUGGAGAACAUAGCUGAGACCUUUCUGUUCUCGUUUGUUGGUAGGACAAUAGAUUUUUGGUGGAAGAGAGAUUUUGCUCUAGAAUAAGAACUAUUUUGUUCUGUGUCCUGGGUCAUUUCAUAUGUAAAGUGCAAUCAUGCCAUUCAACAAACAGGUUAAUUACAAAAUAAUUAAAGGGAUAUGAAACCCCAACAUUUUCUGUCUUAAAUCGGAGCAUACCAUUUUCCAAUUUACUUAUUAUCAAAUUUGCUUAGUUCACAUGAUAUUCUGUGUUAAAGAAAUACCUAGAUGGGCAUCUGGAGCAUCACAUGGCAGGAAAUAGUGCUACCAUCUAGUGCUUUUGCAAAUGAAUAAGAUUCUUGCAAAACUGCCAUGUAGUGCUGCAGAAAUGUCCUUGCUGCUCAACAAAAGAUACAAUUAAAAUGAAGAAAAAUUGAUAAUAGAAGUAAACUAGAAAGUUGUUUAAAAUCCCAAGCUCUAUCUGAAUCAUGAAAGAAAAACUUUGGGUUUCAUAUCAGCUUUAACAUUGAUGAUUUUUCAUUUUUUUUAUUAAACAUAUGUAUCAUGUUGGUGUGAGAAUUUCGGAUAUCUUGUCCCCUUAAUGCUGGUGUCUGAUUAAAAAAAUUGAAAUAUUGGGAGAUAUUAAAUGAAAAUGUAGCAUCUUCAAAACCGUUGUUUUAUCAUCAUAUUUGUCUGUCUGAUGUUUACACUUUGUUAGUGAGUAAAAACGGAUCUAUGAAAACACUUUCUAUGUUAUAUAAUGGGGAUGAAAUCUGUAGUGUACACUGAGCUGAAAUUCGCACACAGUCUCCCAACCAUUCUGCACAAUGCUAAGAUAUGGUGGAAAAGAGAUAUUUAUGUUUGCAAGUCUAUUCACAUAAACCUUAAGCCUUAAAGCCAGUAUGAAUAUGACAUUUGCAUGAAUAAGUUCACAGCACAUAAUGAUGUCUUGGAACCAGUCAUAGGUUUCUAUACUCUAAAUAGAUCUUUCAAGAAAAUAUUUUGUAAAACCAGAUCUAUUGGUAGAUUCUGCAAAUUCUUACAAAACGCUUUAUAUUUUUAUGAGACAUUUUCAUAAAACGUGAAUGUUAAAAUGAAUUUAUAUGACAAAUUUAUGCAAGACACUACUUCUAUACAAUAAUCUUUUCAGAAUGUGAUUUGAUUUUGUGAAAUGCUCUGUAUGUAGACUGUCUUUCAAUACCUGAUACAAAUAAAGCCACUUGAAUGAA
Messenger RNA from Bombina bombina (fire-bellied toad), 6627 nucleotides. It is a transcript of the gene TWF1, whose product is annotated as twinfilin actin binding protein 1. Gene Ontology annotation, cellular component: cytoplasm; actin filament; myofibril. The record is from RefSeq and is a predicted model, not a curated record. Gene Ontology annotation, biological process: regulation of lamellipodium assembly; actin filament depolymerization; barbed-end actin filament capping. The transcript is spliced from 9 exons. Lineage: Eukaryota; Metazoa; Chordata; Amphibia; Anura; Bombinatoridae. The coding region runs from base 67 to 1119 and encodes 350 amino acids. Gene Ontology annotation, molecular function: actin filament binding; actin monomer binding.